UUAGGCUAGUCACCAAACUUUUGUUGUAAACACAUGUUAUGUAACUUAUAAUGUUUCAGUGCGACCCUCACCAGCGGUGACCAAGGCAGAUGGAUCACCACUGCCCACUGAUUCAUCUGGAAACUACGUCACCGAGGACGGAAAAACUGUUGAGAAGGACGAAGAAGGACGACCGCUUGGUCCUGACGGACAGGUGUUGCCAACAGAUCAGACCGGAAAUUACAUUUAUCCUGUUCUUGGACCUGAUGGAAAACCGUUGCCUACUGACGAGCACAGAAGACCUAUUCAUCCGGUGUUUGGUCCCGACGGUAGUCCUCUACCAACAGAUGAAACCGGACAUCCAGUGGGAGAGGACGGGCAACCUAUCCCAACAGAUUCUAGAGGUGUGCCGUUAGACGAGGAAGGAGAACCCCUGCCAACUGACAUCAGCGGUAAAUAUAUCAUUUCUGAAGAAGGCGAAGAAACACCAAGCCCGGGACUUCCAACUGACGAAAGCGGAAGUGUCAUUUAUCCCAUUAAGAAAGCAGACGGAUCCCCGCUACCUACUGAUGCCUCUGGUAACUAUGUGAUGGAAGACGGGUCGGUCAUUGAGAAAGAUGAGGAUGGUAGACCUGUUGGCCCUGACGGCACAGUGCUACCCACUGAUGAGUCUGGCAGUUACAUAUAUCCUGUACUGGGACCAGAUGGAAGACCUCUGCCAACGGAUGAACAUCAGCGACCCAUUCAUCCAGUGUUUGGCUCUGAUGGCAAACCUUUGCCAACGGAUGUGUCAGGACGUGCAUUAGGAGAAGAUGGAGAACCCGUUCCCACGGAUGCAAGCGGUCGUCCGAUAGAUAAGAACGGGCAACCAUUGCCUACCGACAACAGUGGAAAUUUCGUAAGCGUUCCAAGAGAAAAAGCCGUAGGCAAAGUGAUGCCAACCGAUGAGAGUGGUAAUGUAAUA
Cylicostephanus goldi is the source of this 943-nucleotide messenger RNA. The record is from the annotation of a GenBank genome assembly. NCBI's taxonomy places the organism in Eukaryota, Metazoa, Nematoda, Chromadorea, Rhabditida, Strongylidae.